UUAGUCAGAUCGACGAACAAGUGAGAUUGUCAGUGAUUGUCAGUGACGAGUGUCGUGCGCUUGAUCGCUCCUCUUUCAUUGCAUUAUUGUUGAUUGUUUUUGUUCUGUUUCAUUCUAUCGUGUAUUUUAUUGUGCUCACAAUUCAUCCUGUGAAACGGAUAUUCUGGAUCAUCAGUUAUCGGAUAGGACCCAUUGAUUAGCUGCUGAAACCGUGCGACAUGGAUUUCAUAAUAUUAAAGGUGAACGGAAAGGAUAUUUCAAACUCUAGUCACGAAGAUGCAGUACGCUGUUUUCAAUUGGCUCAAGAGCCAAUUAUUGUAGAGGUUCUUAGACGACAACCCAGUGGACAUCAACAAGUGCCUCACCCGCCAUUCAAAGUACAUGAAAAUAUCACGCGUCAAGAUAAGAAUGAGACGACGAACGAAAGAAGUGUGACAAAUAAACAAAUAUGUAACAAUGUCGUCAACAAGGACAAUAUGACAUGCAAUUUGAUAUCUACUUCAGUUCAAACGGACUGGGCUGGACUCAUAGAAGUAGAAGAGUUAUUUCCGGUUCCUUUCGUCGUUGAAGAACAAGAAAACGAUAAUUUCGAGGAUCUUCUUACUCACGACAUCGAUUUUGAGGAGGUGACGUUGCGGAAAAGUGGGAGCGCCGAGAAGUUUGGACUGACUGUGUGCUAUAGCUCUGGUUCCGGCAGUGAAGACCUUGACACCGAGGUUUAUAUCUCGGAAAUAGUUCCUGAAAGUCUCGCAGCCCGAGAUGGCCGGUUACGAGAAGGAGAUCAAAUUUUGCAGAUCAAUGGCAAGGAUGUCGCGAAUAAGGAGCAGACCGAAAAUCUAUUCGCCAAAACAAAAAAAGUAGUGACUAUUCUCAUCAGUCGAUGUGUAUAUCAAGACGAUGCAUACGAUGAUAGACGUAUCUAUCAUCAGGGUUCGCCAUCGCUUUCGCUUCAAAACCUGCCAGCAUAUCAGAAUAGUAUGAUCGAGCAACUGAUCCAGCAACAGCAACAACAAACAGAGGAACGUACUAAAAACAACGAGAUAGACAACUACACCCUAAAAGUGCCUCCACUAGCUCACACUCAGCAGCAAUCGCCGUUAUCGCAACAACAACAAUCUGUUAACAACUUUUCUACAAAUUUAUCGUCUACGUGCUCAUUGCAGAGCUUACACAAAUCCGCCGGCAAGAACACGAUCUUGUCAGAGCAUCGUACAAAAGAAUGCAAUAAGCAAUGGUCGCUGAAGGAUUGUUUAAAGAGACUCGAGAAUAUAUCCCUGUGUGAUCAGCAAUCGAGUCCACUAGAGGCAACACCGCUAUCAGUGAAGCUCAUUGAGGCGUACUCGAGUCAUGUGUGGAGUGAUUCCGAGCACAUCUAUGAAACAAUACCAGAAUCAGAUAGCGAGCCAAUCUAUUCAUCGCCAUACGAGCACCAUCAACAACAUUGGCCGCAGUAUAACGGAACUAUGCAGAACUAUUUGAGCAACCAACAGAAUCAGAAAUGGCAUUUCUCCUCAAAGAGCAAUAGCUCCGGCGAAGAAAAAGAUAGUUCAAGCGCUUACAACACCGGCGAAUCCUGUCACAGUAAUCCUUUAACUUUGCAGCUGCAUGAGAGUGAGAAGGAUCAUUAUAAGAGCACAUUGAUAUUAUGCUCGUCGAAGACGCCACAGCAGCAGAAGAUCGGUUGCAAUUGUCCCCUGCUAGUAACACCAACCGCAACGUCAGCAGUGACAAAGCAAUCAUCGAAAAACAUAAAGAACCAAAACAUAAAAAAGAGCUUAUCGUCAUCGCAUCAUCACAGAGAUCGCAACGAAAUUUCAUCGAUGAACAUCAACACUAUGGCAGCCGAUACUAUGUACACGAAUGUGGCAAAUUUACAACAAACAAUGAUGCUGCAACAGCAACUAUUCAAACAAGCACUCAACCGCAAAAACCUCAUGACAUCUAAAGAAAUGUUCACAUGCAGUAUGAAGAAACCCAAGUCGUAUGGUAAUUUUCAAGCACCAAAUCUCGCACAAUACCAGUUCGUUGGUAGUCAACAAGUAUGCACGUCUACUACUUGGAUACCAACAGAAGACAAAAGCGAGGUGCAAAUGGAAUGGAAAGUGAAGAGAAGAGCGGACGGAACGAGGUACAUUGCCAGACGGCCAGUUAGGAAUCGGAUACUUCGGAACAGAGCAAUCAAGAUAACAGAAGAAAGAGCUGGUCACAUCAUCGAAGAUGAUGCUAUGUCAGAAAUGAAGGUCGGACGCUAUUGGAGCAAAGAGGAGCGUAAAUGGCAACUGGAACGUGCACGCGAGCGCAAGCAACGUCAACAGGAACUGUUACUGCAGCAAGAACAGCAGCAACAGACUAACGAUCUGCUGAUAUGCGAACAUACAGAGGAUAAAAUGUCCAAGAAGCCAUUGAAUAUCGUUGAGCUAAGUUAUAAGAAGAUGGUGCGUAAAAAAACUCUGAAUGAUUUUACCACCGUCCAAGAAAUGUUGGUUCACGGAAAUAGAAUGGGCACAAGAGGAUCUGGCACGAGCAGGAAAUUAAUGGGUCUACUGUCGGUUACCACGGUGUAGACCCGCGUAUCCUUCAUAAAAAUUAAUCAUUCAGAUAUUGAAAUUCCGGAAAUGAAUACAAGAUGUUUUACGGACACAUAAGUGAC
Atta colombica is the source of this 2650-nucleotide messenger RNA. RefSeq names its product PDZ domain-containing protein 4 (gene Slip1). The transcript is spliced from 7 exons. Gene Ontology annotation, molecular function: protein binding. NCBI's taxonomy places the organism in Eukaryota, Metazoa, Arthropoda, Insecta, Hymenoptera, Formicidae. The coding region runs from base 219 to 2564 and encodes 781 amino acids. The record is from RefSeq and is a predicted model, not a curated record.